UUUGUUUAGCACCACUCAUGGCUGAUUCCCUGAGCUGCACCGCCGCCGAUCUCCUCCCCCUGAUCGGCGGCGCCGCCAACGCCACCGCGACUGCCGCCUUCAUCUGCGGCCGGUUCGACAGCAUAUCGGCGAAGCUGUCGGACGCGACGUAUGCGAUCGACAACACGUACUUGCUAUUUUCGGCGUAUUUGGUGUUCGCGAUGCAGCUCGGCUUCGCGAUGCUCUGCGCCGGAUCCGUUCGGGCGAAGAACACGAUGAACAUCAUGCUCACUAAUGUUCUCGACGCCGCGGCCGGCGGGAUCAGCUACUAUCUCUUCGGCUUCGCCUUCGCCUACGGCGCGCCGUCCAAUGCCUUCAUCGGAAAACACUUUUUUGGGCUCCGGGAUUUUCCGACGCCGACCGGCGAUUAUAGCUUCUUUCUCUAUCAGUGGGCUUUCGCCAUCGCCGCCGCCGGUAUUACCAGCGGCUCGAUUGCAGAGAGGACCCAAUUCGUAGCCUACUUAAUCUACUCCUCCUUCCUCACCGGCUUCGUCUACCCCGUCGUCUCCCACUGGUUCUGGUCCCCCGACGGCUGGGCCUCCCCGGCCAGGGCCAACGGCGACCUUCUCUUCAACUCCGGCGCCAUCGAUUUCGCCGGCUCCGGCGUCGUCCACAUGGUCGGCGGCAUUGCCGGUCUAUGGGGAGCCCUAAUCGAGGGCCCCCGGAUCGGCCGGUUCGACCGGACCGGCCGGUCCGUCGCCCUCCGCGGCCACAGCGCCUCCCUGGUCGUCCUCGGCAGCUUCCUGCUAUGGUUCGGAUGGUACGGAUUCAAUCCAGGAUCCUUCCUGGCGAUAAACAGAUCCUACGGCUCAGAUCGCGGCACGUACUACGGCCAGUGGAGCGCCGUCGGGAGGACGGCGGUGACGACGACGCUGGCCGGGAGCACGGCGGCGCUGACGACGCUGUUCGGGAAGAGGUUCCUGAAGGGACACUGGAACGUGAUCGACGUCUGCAAUGGCUUGCUCGGCGGCUUCGCGGCGAUCACCUCCGGCUGCUCGGUGGUGGAGCCUUGGGCGGCGAUAGUCUGCGGCUUCGUGGCGGCGUGGGUCCUGAUCGGCUGCAACAAGCUGGCGGAGAUGGCUAAGUACGACGACCCGUUGGAGGCGGCGCAGCUCCACGGCGGCUGCGGCUCGUGGGGGGUACUGUUCACCGGAUUGUUCGCCAAAAAGGCGUAUGUGAAUGAGGUCUACCCGGGGCGGCCGGGCAGGCCGUACGGGCUGCUGAUGGGCGGCGGCGGGAGGCUGCUGGCGGCGCAGAUUGUGCAGGUGCUGGUGAUAGUGGGGUGGGUGUCGGUGACGAUGGCGCCGUUGUUCCUCGGGUUGCAGGCGAUGAAGCUAUUGAGGAUAUCGAGCGAGGACGAGAUGGCGGGGAUGGACGCGACGAGGCACGGGGGGAUGGCGUAUCUUUAUAACGACGAGGACGAGGAGAGCAUUGGGAUGAGGCAGAUGAAGAUGAAUAGGGUCGAGCCGAGGGAGACGCCGCCCCCGGCAUCAGGGGUCGGGGUUUAGAUAUGAUAUGUUAAAGAUGAUGUUUUUUGUUGUUUCAAUGUUGUUUGGGAACUACAAUGUUUGAUAAUGUAGUUUUAAUAUUUGAGUGGUGUAGGUUUUGAUGAAAAAAUGUUUGUGUAUUUGUUUGAUAUUUUUAUUCAAAUAAUACUCUAUGUCCGAUUUUGUAAUAAAUUAAAAAAUAUAA
Andrographis paniculata is the source of this 1731-nucleotide messenger RNA. RefSeq names its product ammonium transporter 1 member 2-like. The transcript has 3 exons. The record is from RefSeq and is a predicted model, not a curated record. Gene Ontology annotation, biological process: ammonium homeostasis; ammonium transmembrane transport. The coding region runs from base 18 to 1547 and encodes 509 amino acids. Lineage: Eukaryota; Viridiplantae; Streptophyta; Magnoliopsida; Lamiales; Acanthaceae. Gene Ontology annotation, molecular function: ammonium channel activity. Gene Ontology annotation, cellular component: membrane.